Triticum urartu is the source of this 2121-nucleotide messenger RNA. Its product is annotated as initiator tRNA phosphoribosyl transferase family protein. The record is from RefSeq and is a predicted model, not a curated record. Lineage: Eukaryota; Viridiplantae; Streptophyta; Magnoliopsida; Poales; Poaceae. Gene Ontology annotation, biological process: charged-tRNA amino acid modification. Gene Ontology annotation, cellular component: cytoplasm. Gene Ontology annotation, molecular function: tRNA adenosine(64)-2'-O-ribosylphosphate transferase activity.
GAGGCGGCGACGUGUGCCUGACACAGACCAAACCGGUAGUACCUCCGAGUCCCAGCCGCCACUCUGCCCCGGAACCAGAGCCCGCAUCUUCUCCCCAUGGCGGCGGCGGCGUCAGAGCACGCGGCCGAGGAGGGGACGAUGAGCAUCUACAAGGCGGCGAGGCGCAUCAAGCGGCGGGAGAGCACCCUGUACAACGCGCUGCGGAGCGUGGCCGACGACGCGGCCUUCGUGGCCGAGAUCGCGGCGCUGUGGCCGACCCUGCCGCUGGUCGCCAACCUCCGGUGCGGCCUCUGGUACGCGCAGCCGCGCUCCCUCGCCGCCACCUGCUACUUCAAGUCCACCGACGGCCACGCCGGCAACUGGGCCUUCUCCACCGCCCGCCUCAAUCUCCACCUCGCCCUCCUCGCCGGGGAAAGAGGAGGAUGCAUAAUAGUUGAUUCAACAAGGAAAGGGAAACGAUUUCCAGAUAGCAUGGCAAAGACAAUACCCAUUUGGUGCUGCGUUCUCAAUCGAGCCAUUCAGAGGCAUCGACUGCGGGCUAUCAACCAAGGUAGCGGAUUGAAUUCCGAAAUGUCAGCUGUUGUAUCAAACGGGGAUGCUGAAGAGUACUCUGGUUCAUCAAACUGGGAUAGCUCAGUUCAUCUUCCUGUAUGGGUUCUGGAAACUGAGAGAAAUGCAAUAGAGGGGCGUAUUGAAGAAUGGGUGGACCUAUUUGAAUCUUGUGGUGCAGACAUUCAUUCUCUUGCAUUAGGUUUGCAAAAACCACUCCGUCCACUGUGGAUAUCACAAAAUACACGUAUAUGGUUGAAUGAAGUACCAGAUCAUCAGUUAUGGGACUUCACUCCCAUCAUAUUAGUUUCAGCAUCUGCAUCUGGUACAGUGGCUACACAAAGAACGGCGUCAGAAUUCAGCUGGCGCUAUAUUCCUGGUGCAGGAGAUGAUGAAGAGAGUUGGGCACGUGGUCUAACUCCUACAUUAUUCUGGAAGCAUUCGUAUGAUCUACUUGAUGGUGGACCAGAUCUUUGUAAUCAGUUAGUUGCCGACAUCGUUGAAAAGGAUAGGGUUUACCGUGCACAGAGGGGUGAACAUUCUCCACAAGUUAUAGUUAAGCAUAUAAAGUGCUCAAGCCAUGGACAAGAAUCAUACACGGGAGAUCAUACAAUUAUCACACAACCUAUGAACUCGAACCCUUCUACUCUUGCUCCAGCAAAUACACAGUACUCCAAUGAUGGUCAUGUAGUCUUCUGGAUUGGGACAUCAAACAUUGCAGUAGCAUCUACCAUGCAAGUUGCAGAUGGCUUGGCUGAUAUGGAUUGCAUACUGAACUGUGACAGCACAUCAAGAUUGCCUUCUAAUUCAUCAGAAGAUUCUUACCUUGAACUACCUAUUGUGGAUUCCAAGGAUGAACGAUUUUCUUUGUUGAAAAAUCUUCCCAAAGCAGUUAGCUUUGCAAAGAAUAAUCUAAUCGCAAGGAGAAAAAUGCUGCUAUGUUGUCAAAGUGGAGAAGAUAUAAGCAUUUGUGUGGCUUUGGCAAUAAUCACACGGUUAUUCAAUGACACUGGGUGCUUCGACUGCGGCGAAUCUUUUAUGAGAAGAGACAUCACCAAGUUAGAGAUGAGGAAGAGGCUGGUGUUCAUUUGCAAAUACGCCGUUAAUGCGCGGCCAUCUAGGGGAAACUUGAGGCAGGUCUAUGGUUUUCUAUGCAACGAAAAGGAACAGCUGCCCCAUUAGUUCUGUGGAUAAAUGCAUCCGAUCAGGCAUUCGUUCUGAUCAGUUGCCACAGAAUAGUCAGGUUUGGGCCUGUAGUUGAUUCUUGUGUGCUCUUCAUUCUCCAAUGAUCUUCUAGUGUCUGACCAAUUAAUGAUUACUAGUUGUCCUUGGAAUAGCUCAAGCAACACCGUCCAGAUGGACCCCAUACUGAUCAACAUUUCUUCAUUUGAAUGAAAAUCAGUUAGAGACAGUUAUGUACUGGCAACAGCCAAAUACCCAAGUGACUUUUUGAACCGACUUUUAUACUUGUGAGAGAGCUUGUAAUGAUGGAGCCACAGUUUUGGGUUGGUUUAUCUUGACGAUGUAACAUUAUUUGCACCAACUCCUAAUCCCACAGACAUUCAUUUUAUU